UUAGAUCUGAGAUAAGGAGGGUCUGUUGGCCCUGACAAAAAGUCCUCCUUAAUAAAAACCACAUCAGAGGAAAAUCUGCAGCUCAUAACAGAUAUCUAACACCCCCUCCUCCAUAAUACUCAGGGGUGCUGGAAUCUGGUUAGGAGAAUCAAACUAGGUACCAUAAAAGAUUCUCAUCCCAUUUAUUUUUUUUCGAUGAAUACUAAAAUGUAACUGAAUUAUUGGGUUUUCCUUAUUUUACUCAAAGAAUCAAAGUGCUCCCAAGGUUGUGGUCUAGUACUGCUGGAAAUAUGGAUGAUUUUCCCAAGGUUUUGUGUGGGUGGAGCUGGGAGGAGAACAAGUUGUUUGAGCUGGCUUUGGCAGUGGUUGAUGAACAGGACCGAAAUCGGUGGGAAGUGGUUGCAGCCAUGGUUGGGGGCAACAAAAGUGCAGAGGAUGUCCAGAAACAUUAUGUGACCCUUUUGGAGGAUUUGCAGAUUAUAGAAUCUGGAAAGCUGGACCAUAAACUGGGGGAAACUCAGCCCUGUGUGGAAGUUGAUUCUCAAUCCAUAUGCUGGAGUGAUGAUGAUAACACCCUGCUCGUUAGAUUAGACAUAAACUGAUGUUUGCAACCAACGGGGGGCUAUUUACCGAAGCAGAGCGGUUUCUCUACGAGUCUACAGAAACAUGUUCAGUGAGAACACAGAGCUUGCCUAAACACAGCUGCUGGUUAUGGUUAGUGCAUCAUUUGGAAGUUCCCCUUUUCUGUAACACUGAUGAAAGUCUCUGCAAUUGCUAGCAAGUAGGCCAUAAAAGACAGCUUCCAAACUGUAAAUUGCAGGAAAUGAAUUUAAAUCAUUGUUCAUCAA
Messenger RNA from Juglans regia (Persian walnut), 848 nucleotides. RefSeq names its product protein RADIALIS-like 3. The coding region runs from base 291 to 602 and encodes 103 amino acids. The record is from RefSeq and is a predicted model, not a curated record. The transcript is spliced from 2 exons. Lineage: Eukaryota; Viridiplantae; Streptophyta; Magnoliopsida; Fagales; Juglandaceae. Gene Ontology annotation, molecular function: DNA-binding transcription factor activity.